Molecule: messenger RNA, 3217 nt
Organism: Pongo pygmaeus (Bornean orangutan)
Lineage: Eukaryota; Metazoa; Chordata; Mammalia; Primates; Hominidae
Gene: GSDMD
Product: gasdermin D
Exons: 12
Coding region: 1221-3059 (612 amino acids)
Biological process (GO): pyroptotic inflammatory response; defense response to bacterium
Cellular component (GO): NLRP3 inflammasome complex
Molecular function (GO): phosphatidylserine binding; phosphatidylinositol-4,5-bisphosphate binding; phosphatidylinositol-4-phosphate binding
Source: RefSeq, a predicted model, not a curated record
ACCGCUUUAAUGAAACAUAAUUAUAUAAUUCCCAUACCAUACAAUUCAUCCAUUUAAAGUGUGCAAUUCUGUGGGUUUUAGUAUAUUCAGAGGUAUGCAAACAUCACCAACGGCCAAUAUCAAAACACUUCCUCACCCCAGAAAGAAACCCCAAACCAGCAACUGUCACUCCCACCCCCUGUCCCGGACACCGACAGCGCCAUCUCCCUUCUGCCCUCUGGACGUGCCCAUUCAGGACACAUCAUGUGAGCAGGAUCACGCCAUCUGCACCGUGUGGCUGGCUUUUCACUUAGCAUGAUGUCUCCGAGGUCCGUCUGUGUCGCCUGGUGCAUCAGAGUCUCAUUCCUUUUGACCGUGGGCGCCGUUCCACGGCCUGGAUUCCAGUGCCUGGACUGGCCAUGUUUAGUCUAUGCGCGCCUCAGUGGAUGGACAGGGUUUCCACCUUGCUGCUGUGGCAAAGGAUGCUGCUGCUAUGACGAAGGAUGCUGCUGCUAUGAUGAUGGACGCUGCCGCUAUGGCAAAGGAUGCUGCCGCUAUGGCGAAGGAUGCUGCCACAAACUUUGGUGCACAGGCAUCUGUUUGCGUCUUUGCUUUCAAUUCCUGUGGGUGGAGCUAGGAGUGGAAUUGCUGGGUCACACAGUGACUCUUGGAGGAGCUGCCAGGCUUAUUCCAGAGGGCCGCAUGGGUUGACAUUCCCACCAGCAUUGCACAAACGUUCCAGUGACUCCACGUCCCCCCCCCCCGCACUGGUUAUUCACCUUUAGUAAUAUGACCAUCUUUGUCAGUGUGCAGUAUCUCUCUGUGGAUUCCAUUUGCAUUUCCUUGAUGACUGAGGAUGUUGAGCAUCUUUGCAUUUGCUUGAGGGCAAUUUCUACAUUUUGUACAUCUUUGGAAGAUCUGCCCAGACCGGCACAGGCCGAAAGUUGUUCGUUUGUUUGCUUGUUUGUUUUUGAGACGGAGUCUCACUCUGUCGCCCAGGCUGGAGUACAAUGGCAUGAUCUCGGCUCACUGCAACCUCCACCUCCCAGGUUCAAGGGAUUCUCUUGCCUCAGCCUCCCAAGUAGCUGGGAUCACAGGCAUGCGCCACCACGCCCGGCUAAUUUUGUAUUUUUAGUAGAGACAGGGUUUCACCAUGUUGGUCAGGCUGGUCUUGAACUCCCGACCUCAGGUGAUCCGCCCGGGCACAGGGUCAGAGUUUUAAGAAAAAACCACAAACUGCUAUGAAGUUUGAGGCUACCAGGGUGGGGCGCCAAGCCAAGGUUCCUCGGGACGCGCGAGGCUGGUGCUCCAGGCGGGCCCGCGGGAAGAGGGGGCAGGAAGGGGGCCGGGGCGGGCUCUCCGGGACGGUUCCGGGAGGGCGUCCUGGGCGGGCCCUGCGUCAGGUUGCAGUUUCACUUUUAGGUCUGGGCACCUCCAGCUCCUGCUCGCCGGACGGCUCCCAGGGAGAGCAGACGCGCCACCCUCGGGGCGCCGACGGUCACGGUUCCGGGGCCGGUGCUGGUCCCGCCCCCAGCUGCCUUCUGGGCCCAGCCUCCACUUUCAGCAGACCCGGCACUCAGAGGCUUCCUGAGGCAGCUGGAGCCCCUCCACAGUGGCCCAGGAGCAUGGGGUCGGCCUUUGAGCGGGUAGUCCGGAGAGUGGUCCAGGAGCUGGACCAUGGUGGGGAACUCAUCCCUGUGACCAGCCUGCAGAGCUCCACUGGAUUCCAGCCCUACUGCCUGGUGGUCAGGAAGCCCUCAAGCUCAUGGUUCUGGAAACCCCGUUAUAAGUGUGUCAACCUGUCAAUCAAGGACAUCCUGGAGCCGGAUGCCCCGGAACCAGAUUUGCAGCGUGGCAGGAGCUUCCACUUCUACGAUGCCAUGGAUGGGCAGCUACAGGGCAGCGUGGAGCUGGCAGCCCCAGGACAGGCAAAGAUUGCAGGCGGGGCCGCGGUGUCUGACAGCUCCAGCACCUCAAUGAAUGUGUACUCGCUGAGUGUGGACCCUAACACCUGGCAGACUCUGCUCCAUGACAGGCACCUGCGGCAGCCAGAGCACAAAAUCCUGCAGCAGCUGCGGAGCCGCGGGGACAACGUGUAUGUGGUGACCGAGGUGUUGCAGACACAGAAGGAGGUGGAAGUCACGCGGACCCACAAGCGAGAGGGCUCGGGCCAGUUUUCCCUGCUCGGAACCAUGUGCUUGCAGGGUGAGGGCCAGGGCCACCUGAGCCAGAAGAAGACGGUCACCAUCCCCUCGGGCAGCAUCCUCGCAUUCCGGGUGGCCCAGCUGGUUAUUAACUCUGACUUGGACGUCCUUCUCUUCCCGGAUAAGAAGCAGAGGACCUUCCAGCCACCCCCGACUGGCCACAAGCGUUCCACGAGCGAAGGCGCCUGGCCACAGCCGCCCUCUGGCAUCUCCAUGAUGGGGUGCCUCCACAACUUCCUGACAGAUGGGGUCCUUGUGGAGGGUGCGUUCACUGAAGACUUCCAGGGCCUGCGGGCAGAGGUGGAGACCAUCUCCAAGGAACUGGAGCUCUUGGACAGAGAGCUGUGCCAGCUGCUGCUGAGGGGCCUGGAGGGGGUGCUGCGGGACCAGCUGGCCCUGCGAGCCUUGGAGGAGGCGCUGGAGCAGGGCCAGAGCCUUGGGCCGGUGGAGCCCCUGGACGGUCCAGCAGGUGCUGUCCUGGAGUGCCUGGUGUUCCCCUCCAGAAUGCUGGUGCCGGAACUCACCGUCCCUGUUGUCUACCUGCUGGGGGCACUGACCAUGCUGAGUGAAACGCAGCACAAGCUGCUGGCGGGGGCGCUGGAGUCGCGGUCCCUGUUGGGGCCGCUCGAGCUGGUGGGCAGCCUCUUGGAGCAGAGUGCCCCGUGGCAGGAGCACAGCACCAUGUCCCUGCCCCCCGGGCUCCUGGGGAGCAGCUGGGGCGAAGGGGCACCGGCCUGGGUCUUGCUGGACGAGUGUGGCCUGGAGCUGGGGGAGGACACUCCCCACGUGUGCUGGGAGCCGCAGGCCCAGGGCCGCAUGUGUGCACUCUACGCCUCCCUGGCACUGCUAUCAGGACUGAGCCAGGAGCCCCACUAGCCUGUGCCCGGGCAUGGCCUGGCAGCUCUCCAGCAGGGCAGAGUGUUUGCCCACCAGCUGCUAGCCCGAGGAAGGCCAGGAGCCCAGUAGCCAUGUGGCCUGUCUACCAUGGGGCCCAGGAGUUGGGGAAACACAAUAAAGGUGGCAUACGAAGGAAA